This is a messenger RNA of Notechis scutatus (mainland tiger snake), 2802 nucleotides long. Lineage: Eukaryota; Metazoa; Chordata; Lepidosauria; Squamata; Elapidae. The record is from RefSeq and is a predicted model, not a curated record.
AUGAAGCCGUUCUCAGCAAAGGUGCACAGCUGCCGCAGCUGUGGCGGCACAAACUCUGCGGGAAAGCCCACCGGCUCAUUGUCCCACCGGGAGGAGCUGACCAACAGCCCCUUUCUCAGGAGGAAGACGGGGCCCUCCAGGCACCCCACCCCAGAGAGUCCGGAGCAGGUGCCCGAAGAGCCCAAGCUGGCCUUGCCCUCCCGGGGGGCCUCCUCGGUGCCCAGCGCACGGCCAACCCCUCCUGCCAGGAAGAAGCAGGAGAAACAGCGGCCGAAGCUGCCCCCCAGCCCUGGGCCCUUCGUGGGGAGCCCCGGCCCUCUGGAUGAGAAGCCGCCCACGGGGCCUGGGGAAAGCAGCCUGGGUGUGACCAGCCAUUCCUCGCUCCAGAUCUCUCCUUCCACGGUUCUGCCGCUGGCCUGGAGCCCUGGGGCUUCUGCUCAAGGGGGGACCCAGAGGGCCGAGGAAGAGGCUGCGAAGGGGGGAUCUUCCUCCAGGGAAGAGGGCCGAGGAACGACCCCUCCGGAGCAGCUGCUGAGUCUCUGCAGCAUGAAUUUCUCUGAACCGGAGGGCUACAUCGACUCAGCCGAGGCUCCGCUGGUGCCCCGGAACGGCUUCCUGGAGUGCAGCUUCCGGGUGACAGUCUACACCGGAUAUGGUGUGGAGCUGCAGGUGAAGAGCGUGAACCUGUCCGAGGGGGAAGUGCUGGCCAUUCGUGGGGAGGACGAGGGCCAUUUGGUCACUCUGGCCAACCAGACCCUCCUGGUGGAAGGCCAGGUCAUCCGCAGCCCCACCAACACCAUCUCGGUCCUCUUCCGGGCCUUCUCGGACGGCCUUGGGACUUUCCAGCUGCAUUAUCAAGUAUUUAUGCUGAGCUGCAGCUUCCCACAGAGGCCCAAUUUUGGGGAGGUGGCCGUCAUGGGCCUGCACUCAGGGGGCCUGGCUCACUUCCACUGCCACCUGGGCUACGAGCUGGAGGGCCCCCAGAGCCUGGUCUGCCUCAACGCUUCCAAGCCGCACUGGAGUGCCCCGGAGCCUAUCUGCUCAGCCCCCUGCGGGGGCACCGUGCACAAUGCCACCAUUGGCCGCAUCUUGGCACCCACCUCUCCGAGGAGCCCCUCGGGCAGCGUGGCCUGUGUGUGGAUGGUCAGCGCCCCUGAGGGGCAGAAGCUUCACCUGCACUUUGAGAGGCUGGCGCUGGGGGAGAAGCAAAGAAUGGUGGUCUACGGUGGAGAAUCAAACCGCUCAGCCGUGCUCUACGCUUCCCGGCCGGGCAGCAACGUGCCCUUCGAAGGGGUGAUCAGCGAAGGAAAUGCCUUGCGGGUCGACUUCACCUCGGAGGACCCCAGCAGAGAGGCCACGUUCAACAUCCGGUUCGAAGCCUUUGAGAAGGGCCAUUGCUACGAGCCCCACCUGCAGAAUGGCAACUUCACCACCUCUGACGCCACCUACAAUCCUGGGGCAAUCGUGGAGUUUACCUGCGACCCCGGGCACACCCUGGAGCAGGGCCCAGCGGUCAUCGAGUGCAUCAACCUCAGGGACCCCUACUGGAAUGACACGGAGCCCUUGUGCCGAGCCACCUGCGGAGGAGAGCUCUCCAUGGCGGCUGGAGUCAUCCUGUCCCCCAACUGGCCGGAGCCCUAUGCAGAGGGCGAGGACUGCGUCUGGAAGGUCCACGUGGGGGAGGAGAAGCGAAUCUUUCUGGACAUCCAGCUCCUGAACCUGAGCCAGAGCGACAUCCUCACGGUCUACGACGGGGAUGACCUCAACGCCCACAUCCUGGGCCAGUUCCUGGGCAGCGGUGGGCCCCAGAAGCUCUACUCCUCCACACCCGACUUGACCAUCCAGUUCCACUCGGACCCGGCCGGCCUCUUCUUCGGGAAGGGGCUGGGCUUCACCAUGAGCUACAUUGAAGCCUCGCGGAACGAGUCCUGCUCAGACCUGCCGGAGAUCCAGAAUGGCUGGAAGACCACUUCUCACACCGAGCUGGUUCGGGAGGCCAAAAUUACCUACCAGUGUGACCCGGGCUACGAUAUUGUUGGCAGCGACACCCUCACCUGCCAGUGGGACCUCACCUGGAGCAGCGACCCCCCUUUCUGCGAGAAAAUCAUGUACUGCACGGACCCCGGGGAGGUGGAACACUCGACCCGCUUGAUUUCGGACCCAGUGCUCUUGGUUGGCACCACCAUCCAGUACACCUGCAACCUGGGCUUUGUGCUUGAGGGCAGCUCCCUUCUCACCUGCUACAGUCGGGAAACGGGGACCCCCAUCUGGACCUCCAGGCUGCCCCGCUGCGUGCCGGAGGAAUCCCUGGCCUGCGACAACCCAGGUCUGCCCGAAAACGGGUACCAGAUCCUCUACAAACGCCUGUACUUGCCAGGCGAGUCGCUGACCUUCAUGUGCUACGAAGGUUUCGAGCUGCUCGGGGAGCUGACCCUCAAGUGCAUCCUGGGGCAGCCCUCCCGGUGGAGUGGGCCGCUCCCCACCUGCAAAGUCAAUCAAGACAGCUUUGAACAUGCCUUGGAAGUAGCAGAAGCUGCUGCAGAAACGUCCCUGGAGGGAGGCAACAUGGCGCUGGCCAUCUUCAUCCCCGUUCUUGUCGUUUCCUUGCUGCUGGGGGGCGCCUAUGUCUACGUCACGAGGUGCCGCUACUACUCCAGCCUGCGGCUGCCCCUCAUGUAUUCACAUCCAUACAGCCAAAUCACGGUGGAGACGGAGUUUGACAACCCAAUUUACGAGACAGGGGAAACCCGGGAAUACGAGGUGUCCAUCUGAAGCAGCCCUCGACACUCACCCCGCCUCGAC